GUGGACAAGGAAGAAAGGUUUCACGGUGUUGGUAAACCUUAUUAGUUCGUGUCAUGCUCUAACACUCACAUGAAUCAGUUUUUACAACUUUUGAAAGUUCAACCUUUGAGAAAAAUCCGGAACAGGGUGUGACUGAUUUUGAUAUCUCUGCAGUUAAUGUUGUUAGUUGAGUUGAGACCCACUUGGCUUUUAAUAAGACACAUCAUUUCUACGUUUCAGCAAACUAUGAUCAGAAACCAACAUAGAAUGAAGAUCUUCUUCAUCUUUUUCAUUUUCCUAUUCUCCCUAUUGUUCCAAUCAUCUUGUUACUCUGACAACACGAUCCAGAGAAGACAGUCUUUGAAAGAUGGUGAUGUUGUCUUCUCUGAAGGUAACAGAUUUUCUUUUGGAUUCUUCAGCCUGGGGAAUUCAAACCUCAGGUAUGUUGGGAUUUGGUAUGCUCAAGUCUCUGAGCAGACUGUUGUAUGGGUUGCAAACAGAGACCAUCCUAUUAAUGACACAUCUGGUCUGAUAAAGUUCAGCAGCAGAGGGAAUCUUUGUGUGUAUGCAUCUGUCAAUGGAACAGAGCCUCUCUGGUCUACUGAUGUUAUUGAUAUGAUCUCAGAACCUGAUUUAGUUGCGAAGCUAACUGAUUUAGGCAACCUUGUUCUGCUUGAUCCUGUCACAGGGAAAAGUUUCUGGGAGAGCUUUAAUCAUCCUACAAACACUUUACUUCCCUUUAUGAAGUUUGGAUUCACUCAGCAAGAUGGUGUGGAUCGUAUUAUGACGUCGUGGAGAUCACCUGGUGAUCCAGGUCUUGGAAACAUUACAUACCGGAUAGAACGUAGAGGGUUUCCUCAGAUGAUGAUGUACAAGGGUGUGACUCUGUGGUGGCGUACUGGGUCAUGGACAGGACAAAGAUGGAGCGGUGUGCCUGAAAUGACAAACAAGUUUAUCUUCAAUAUCUCGUUUGUGAGUAAUCCGGAUGAAGUGUCAAUCACUUAUGGAGUGUUGGAUGCUUCAGUUAUAACACGGAUGGUGCUAAACGAGACGGGAACUCUGCAACGGUUCAGCUGGAACAGGAGGGAUAAGAAAUGGAUCGGGUUCUGGUCAGCUCCCGAAGAUAAGUGUGACAUCUACAACCACUGUGGCUUUAAUGGUUACUGCGAUCCCACCAGUACAGACAAGUUUGAGUGCUCUUGCUUACCGGGGUACGAGCCUAGGACACCCCGAGAUUGGUUCUUGAGGGAUGCUUCUGAUGGGUGCAUGAGGGUAAAACCAGCUUCAAUAUGUAAUGGGAAAGAAGGGUUUGCAAAGUUGAAGCAAGUGAAGAUUCCCAAUACAUCAGCUGUAAAUGUAGAUAUGAACAUAACAUUGAAGGAAUGUGAACAGAGGUGCUUGAAGAACUGCUCUUGUGUUGCUUAUGCGAGCGCUUACCACGAGAGCGAAGACGGAGCAAAAGGGUGCUUGACAUGGCACGGCAAUAUGUUGGAUACUAGGACGUACUUGAGCUCAGGACAAGAUUUCUACUUACGCGUUGAUAAGGCAGAGUUAGCGCAGUGGAAUGGAAAUGGCUCAUCAGGGAAGAGGAGACUUUUUGUAAUCCUCAUCGGUUUGGCUGUAGUCGUGAUGUUACUAAUGAUCAGUUUGUUCUGUUUCGUAAGGAAACGAAGACAGUCUAAUAGGCAUAGAAAAGCUCCAUCAAGCUUCGCUCCGAGCUCUUUUGAUCUUGAAGACUCAUUCAUACUUGAAGAGCUUGAGGACAAAUCUAGAGGCCGGGAGUUGCCUCUUUUUGAGCUUAGCACGAUUGCUGAAGCUACGAAUAACUUUUCUUUUCAAAACAAGCUUGGAGCAGGUGGGUUUGGACCUGUUUAUAAGGGCGUGUUACAAAAUGGUAUGGAGAUAGCAGUGAAGAGGUUGUCGAAAAACUCAGGCCAAGGAAUGGAAGAGUUCAAGAACGAGGUCAAGUUGAUAUCGAAGUUGCAGCAUCGAAAUCUCGUGAGGAUCUUAGGAUGUUGUGUUGAAUUUGAAGAGAAGAUGCUGGUAUACGAGUAUUUACCAAACAAGAGCCUAGACUACUUCGUAUUCCAUGAGGAGUAUAGAGCAGCGUUAGAUUGGCCAAAACGAAUGAGGAUAAUCCGCGGGAUUGCUCGUGGAGUCUUGUACCUUCAUCAAGAUUCAAGACUGAGAAUCAUCCACAGAGACCUCAAGGCCAGCAAUGUACUUCUUGACAACGAAAUGAUACCCAAGAUUGCGGAUUUUGGCCUGGCGAGAAUCUUCGGGGGAAAUCAAACAGAAGGAUGCACAAAUCGAGUUGUCGGAACAUACGGAUACAUGUCACCAGAGUAUGCAAUGGACGGCCAAUUCUCUAUCAAAUCCGACGUCUACAGCUUUGGAGUAUUGAUCUUAGAGAUCGUAACGGGAAAGAAAAACAGUGCUUUAUAUGAGGAGUCUUUGAAUCUAGUGAAACAUAUUUGGGAUCUAUGGGAAAAAGGUGAAGCUUCAGGGAUCAUAGACAAGUUAAUGGGUGAAGAUUCUUAUGAUGAGAGCGAAGUAAUGAAGUGCUUACACAUUGGGUUGCUUUGCGUGCAAGAAAACGCUUCGGACAGACCAGACAUGUCAUCUGUUGUCUUCAUGUUAGGUCACAACGCCAUUGAUCUUCCAUCUCCGAAGCAUCCUGCGUUUACGGCGGGAAGGAGGAGAAACGUCAAAAGUGGCGGCAUCUCAGAUAAUUGGCCCACCGGAGAAACCGGUAGUACUGUUAAUGACGUUACUAUCUCCGAUGUUCAAGGUCGUUAACGAGUGUUAAGGUAGGUAUCAGUUUAUAGCAAAUUAUUUAUACUUGUUUAUAUAGAAAAUCAUUUGUAUAAACAUUUGCAAAAUCACUUUAAUAAAGAUACAAAAUACCUAAUGAAAAGGAAAA
Capsella rubella is the source of this 2902-nucleotide messenger RNA. RefSeq names its product G-type lectin S-receptor-like serine/threonine-protein kinase At1g11410. Gene Ontology annotation, molecular function: ATP binding; protein serine/threonine kinase activity. The record is from RefSeq and is a predicted model, not a curated record. The transcript is spliced from 7 exons. NCBI's taxonomy places the organism in Eukaryota, Viridiplantae, Streptophyta, Magnoliopsida, Brassicales, Brassicaceae. The coding region runs from base 157 to 2778 and encodes 873 amino acids. Gene Ontology annotation, biological process: protein phosphorylation; recognition of pollen.